AUGAAUACCGAAUUAUUAAGGCAACGAAUUAAUUUUGGUUGUCAUUUAACUUCUUUUGGAUACAUUUUCGGUUGGAUUGGUGCGAUAGGAAGGACGGUUUUGGUUGUAUUUUUUAUUACAACUAUUUCAAAUCUUACGGAAGAUGACCCAAGUAUCUAUUCGAUGAUUUUGGCGAGCAUUCUCACUUUGGUGUUAUUAUCAUUGAUUGCAAAUCUCGUAUUUAUACUCGGAAUAUGCAAGAAGAAGAAAAAUUUCAUGCUUCCCUAUAUGGCAGUGGUUUCUCUAGAGGUAUCUGUUGGGUUUGUAGCAGUAGCAGGACUGUUUGCCCUAUUUCUUAGAGCAAGCUUAACGGUACUCGCUAUAUACCUAUUAUGUAUAUCUCUAUUGUUUUUAUCGGCGCAUUGUUUUUCAUUUUUUAUCACAAUCUUGUUGUUUAAGAAAUACGCAAAGGAAGGUAAAAACGAUUUAAUGAUUCAAAUGACCAACUUUGUUAUUAUUGAGUGA
Molecule: messenger RNA, 504 nt
Organism: Cylas formicarius (sweet potato weevil)
Lineage: Eukaryota; Metazoa; Arthropoda; Insecta; Coleoptera; Brentidae
Exons: 4
Coding region: 1-504 (167 amino acids)
Source: RefSeq, a predicted model, not a curated record